CUCAUGAACUAUAUAUAAAUUAUGGUAAAAUCCUUUUUAGAUCAUUAGCAAUAGCAAAUAUAAGGCUUCUCCAGUUACCAAUUCUUUUGCACAAAGCCAAGCCGGGAAGGUGAAGACAUGGACAGACGGUAUCAGGGUCAACGUCGUAAGAAUUUUCCAUCAUCUUCAUCAUUCAAUUCCUCAACUGGGUUCCGCUCAAAUCAAACUAAGAGUACCAAAGUUUCAAACUUUUCAAUUAACACCCCAAAGAACGAAAACAACUCCAUUAAUAUCCAUGGUGGAAGAAACACCAAACAAGAAGAUGAAGUACAAGCAGAAGCAAUUGUGGGAACUUGCCCAUUUAUGUGCCCAGAGGACGAAAGGGUCCAGCGCCAGCGCCUAAGAGAUUUAGCUUUCUUUGAAAGACUUAAUGGAGAUCCUAGCAAGUCAUCUCCAGUUCUGGCUGUCAAAAAAUUUUGCAGGACAAUGUCUGCCAAGCAGGUGCAAGCAUCGGAAGUACGCCCUCUUCUAGUACUGGAAGACACUUUAAACUAUCUUUUGAACUUCUUGGAUUCUAAGGAACACCCUUUUGAAGUGAUUCAUGACUUUGUGUUCGAUAGGACAAGGUCAAUAAGGCAAGAUCUUACCAUGCAGAAUAUUGUUAAUGACAGAGUAGUCCACAUGUAUGAAAAAAUGGUUCAAUUCCAUGUAAUAUCACAUCACAAGCUUCGAAGUAGUUGCACCAGUUCAAGUAUUUCUUCAGUGCAUUACCUAAACUUGGAGCAAUUUACAAAAGCUCUAACAUCUCUAUAUAAUCUGUAUGAAGUAAAUCGGGGUUCCAAUUCCACUUUUGGGAAUGAAGCUGAAUUCUAUUCAUUUUACGUGCUUCUUCAUCUUGAUUCUGAUGGCCAAGCAACGUCUUUUUCUGAUCUCCAGGGAGAGUCACUUUCUUUGUGGUUUCGUCGUGUCCCAUCUUCAAUAAUCAAGUCAAGAGAAAUGUGUUUUGCCCGCCGAGUUUUACGGUACUUUCGCAUGGGCAAUUAUAGGCGUUUUCUCUGUGCUGCUGCCAAGGCAUCAUAUUUACAGUACUGCAUUAUUGAACCUUAUAUUGAUCAAGUUCGAGCAUUUGCUCUGUGCUGUAUAAAUAACUGCGGCUAUAAGCUUCAUCCGUAUCCUGUGAUGCACUUAUCCAAGCUUUUGAUGAUGGAGGAGUCAGAUGUGGAGUUGUUUUGCAAUGCUUGUGGUCUUGAGACAUGCACAGAUGAAGUAGGAAAUAAGUUGCUACCCACCAAGCAGACAACUUUUAAUCGUCCCAAGGAAGGAUUUCAAAGAUACAGCUUUUUGGGAUUAGAACAACUUGAGAGGCAAAUUGCAAGUUUCAACAUUUAAAGACAGAAUUCUGCACGGAAAGAGCAGUUGGUGGCUUAACCUUAACUGCCAAUGUAUCAAUCGUCGACUAAUGGGUAACUUCUCUGUAUAUUAGAAUGGACUGUACACUUGUAUCAUAGAUAUUACAGUUGAUUCAGUUGUAUCAUGGCUGCAAAAUGUUGAUUUUCCCACAUAAUAAUACUAAAGCUUGAAACAUGAUUUCAAUAUGUUUAGACUGAGAAUAGAAGAUAGACGUUGAGUCAUAAUCAGAUCAGGAUGCCAUUAAGUGAAAGUAACUUUUAUCGAAACUGCAUAAUUCAUCAUAUGGAACUUAUGAUGCUGUAUAUUUUAGAGUUGUUACUUUUAAUGGAAUUUCAGCUGUGUCUGAAAGUAAUGUAUUUAAGGCAUUAGCCAGAACUUGACUGGAAAGAAGUGAAUUUC
Molecule: messenger RNA, 1788 nt
Organism: Pistacia vera
Lineage: Eukaryota; Viridiplantae; Streptophyta; Magnoliopsida; Sapindales; Anacardiaceae
Product: SAC3 family protein C
Exons: 10
Coding region: 118-1368 (416 amino acids)
Biological process (GO): mRNA export from nucleus
Cellular component (GO): transcription export complex 2; nucleus; cytoplasm
Source: RefSeq, a predicted model, not a curated record